This is a messenger RNA of Ictidomys tridecemlineatus (thirteen-lined ground squirrel), 1160 nucleotides long. The record is from RefSeq and is a predicted model, not a curated record. Lineage: Eukaryota; Metazoa; Chordata; Mammalia; Rodentia; Sciuridae.
UCGUGGGUAAGGGCUAACGGUUUUCCUGCAGCGGCGUCUGUGAGGGGUGGGGGAGAAGAGGAGGAGGAGGCGAAGCUGUGCUGCGACCCUUCACCAACUCUAAGAUGAGGGGCUGCGGGGAAUCAGAGCUGAAGUUCGUGGAAGGGGAAGAGGCCGUGGAGUCCCCGGGACCACCCCCAGAACCACGCGCCCAGGAACCCCGAGCUCCAGUGCCCGAGCCCGGCCUGGAUCUGAGUCUGAGCCCGCGGCCCGAGAGCCCCGAGCCGCGGAACUGCAGUCCGGGGCGGCGGAAGGGGCGGGCGGAGCGCCGGGGUGGGGCUCGGAGAGGGCGGCAGGUCCGUUUCCACCUGGCGCCUCCCUCACCCGUCCGGCCCGAGCCGCUGUCCCCGGCCGCUGCACCUAGCGACAAGCCCGCGGCGCCGCAGGAGCUGGAGGCGCCCGCGCGGCAGAGUAGCAUGGCCCUGAGCCUCGAGCUGCAGGCCGCGCGGGCCGCAUCCAUGGGCCAGUUUGAUGCCACGAAAGCCGUGGAAGAGCAGCUGAGAAAGUCUUUCCAGAUCCGCUGCGGCCUGGAGGACAGUGUGGCCGAGGGUGAGCUGGGCGAGCGGCCGGUCGGGCGCGGGAGUCUGAGUGAGGGGGCGUCACUCACCCCAACCCCCUCUGCGCUAUCAGGAUUGAACGUGCCGCGCUCCAAGCGGCUCUUCCGGGACCUGGUGAGCUUGCAGGUGCCGGAGGAACAGGUUCUCAAUGCUGCACUCAGGGAGAAAUUGGCGCUCCUGCCGCCGCAAGCCCGAGCCCCGCCCCCAAAGGUGAAGGGACCGGGGCUUGGACUUGACCUUGGGUCUCCUGUCCUCGCGGAUUCUCCUUCUUCCCAGCCUGUAACCUUGCUUUGGCCCCGACUCCAACAGGAGCCACCAGGGCCGGGACCGGACAUGACCAUCCUGUGCGACCCGGGCACAUUGUUUUAUGAAUCUCCGCACUUGACCCUGGACGGACUGCCCCCUCUACGGCUUCAGCCCCGGCCCCGCCCUUCAGAGGACACCUUCCUCAUGCAUCGGACACUGCGACGGUGGGAAGCUUAGACCCCAAAGCUCCCUGGAUUGCUAGUUCAUAUUUUUGUAGGUCAAAAAUUUUUUUCAGAAUAAAGUGGUUUUGCUAAUAAA